Solanum stenotomum is the source of this 660-nucleotide messenger RNA. RefSeq lists its product as uncharacterized. Lineage: Eukaryota; Viridiplantae; Streptophyta; Magnoliopsida; Solanales; Solanaceae. Gene Ontology annotation, molecular function: nucleic acid binding. The coding region runs from base 1 to 660 and encodes 219 amino acids. The record is from RefSeq and is a predicted model, not a curated record. The transcript is spliced from 3 exons.
AUGCGUCAAUAUAAGAGGAAGAGAAUUGGAACAUCUUCAUCCAAUCCAGAUGCUAGAAAAAAUAUUGAGAGCUUAACUGCUGCUAGAAAAAGAGGUACUGCAACACUUCAAAGUAUCAGUGGACAAUCAUGCAUCAUUCAAUCUAGUGGGCAACUUGAAGUGUCUAAUAGAGAGAUAAAGCAAAUCAUUGCAAAAAUUGUGAACGCCAACAUAACAGAUUGGUCAAGCCGGCUUGAUGAUGUUCUAUGGGCCUAUCACACCACAUUCAAGACUCUUAUAGGUAUGCUCCCCUACCAAGUAUAUGGGAAGUCAUGCCAUUUGCGGGUAGAGCUAGAGCACAAGGCCAUGUGGGCUCUAAAGAAGUUGAAUUGGGAUUGGGGUGCUGCAUCGAUCCGAAGAUUGACUGACAUGAAUGAGCUUGAUGAUUUUUGCCUUAAAGCUUAUGAAAGUUCAGCCUUGUUGCACUUGUUUCCUGGCAAGCUCAAGUCCAAAUGGACCGGGCCAUUUAGGGUCACACAAGUAUUCCCACAUGGAGCGGUAGAACUCGAGAACAAAGAGGGAACAAGGUUCAAAGUGAAUGGGCAGAGGAUCAAAGUCUACAUGGGGAAAUCGAAGAGUGUGCAAGAAGUGAUUGAGGCCUACUAUGUUAAAGAAGUAUGA